Messenger RNA from Calidris pugnax (ruff), 2622 nucleotides. RefSeq names its product phosphatidylinositol glycan anchor biosynthesis class L (gene PIGL). The record is from RefSeq and is a predicted model, not a curated record. The transcript is spliced from 8 exons. Lineage: Eukaryota; Metazoa; Chordata; Aves; Charadriiformes; Scolopacidae. Gene Ontology annotation, biological process: GPI anchor biosynthetic process. Gene Ontology annotation, molecular function: N-acetylglucosaminylphosphatidylinositol deacetylase activity. The coding region runs from base 60 to 656 and encodes 198 amino acids. Gene Ontology annotation, cellular component: endoplasmic reticulum.
CGGCGGGAGCGGGCGGCGUCCGCGCGCUGCUGGUGACGGCGCACCCUGAUGACGAAGCGAUGUUCUUCGCCCCCACGGUGUUGGGCCUGGGCAGGGAUGGCGCCCGCCCCGCCGUGCUGUGCUGCUCCCCAGGAAAUUAUUACAGUCAAGGAGAGAUUCGUAAGAAAGAACUGGAACAGAGUUGUUUUCUUCUGGGGAUUCCUGCUUCCGAUGUAACAGUCAUCGAUCACAGGGAUCUUCCAGAUAAUCCUGCUGUUGAAUGGGACACGAGGCUCCUUGCUGCCUUUGUGCUAAAGCACAUAGAAGCCAAUAACAUCAACCUGGUGAUAACCUUUGAUGCAGGAGGAGUGAGUGGUCAUGCUAACCACAUUUCUCUCUACACUGCUUUAAGGUACCUGCACUCAGAGCGGAAGUUACCGGAAGGGUGCCGUGUGCUCGUGCUUGAAUCGGUCAAUCUCUUCCGGAAGUACAUCUCCAUCCUGGACAUACUCCUUUCCUGCCUCCUGCCCGGAGAUGCGCUCUUUGUCCUCACCGAGGAGGAGACUGAACAAGCCAAGAGAGCCAUGCGGUGCCAUCGCAGCCAGCUCCUCUGGUUUCGCCACCUCUAUAUGCUUUUCUCACGUUAUAUGAUGAUCAAUUCUCUCCGCCUUCUGUGAAAGAGACACUGCUCUCAACUUCAGGAGUCAAAGAAUGAGUAAAAGACCACAUCAGGCCACAGACUAAAGAAAACUCACCUGUUAUGUGCUCAAGAGGAGAGGAUUCUCUUUGUGUGGCAUUCUUUCAGACUACAAAAAACAGGCUGUAUGAACUUGCUUCUGAGUAUUUUGUUGCCCGAUACAUUGAGAUGAACAAGGUCCAACGACUACUCCAGCUUCUCACUGUAGAUGCUUACAUCGGAUAAGAAAUUUGGCUUAACCUAAUUAGGAGUAAAAUGCAGGAGUAUCCUGUAUUGGAGAAGAUACGGCACAAACUAUUUUUCCCCAAGAGGAUAUAUCUGCGGGGACUGCUUGGCAAUUAUCUCUUGGGGCUUCUGUCAAAUCCAAAUAUCAGAAGUGACUUUUCAAAGGUCAUGCUAUCGCCACAGAUAAAACCAGAACCACAAGACCCGUCUUAUUCAGUCAGAACUUUAAAAAAGCCACAGCUUAUGAAUAAAAUAUAUGAAACAAUACAAAUUACUCUAAUUGCACAGAUCUUUGCUGCUACUGCUGCUUCUUUCAGAUACAAUGUCUAACAGGCAUGACCCUCAUGAAACAUGAGCAUUUCUUCUUGCUUCAGAACAUGGAGAUCGAGACCAACUCACACGAGUCUCAACAGGAUGCAAGAAUGAGGCACAAGACACCCAGACUGUAACUUGUCUUUUAUAGAAUACACGUGGAGAUAAAAAUUGCAAGAGAUGUCUCAAAAGCUGUUCCACUUAUGUAAAUGACAAGUGCAAGAGAUAAAGAUCCUCUCCCUUUAUGUUAAAAGCAGCUUGAAACGUGACGCUGGGACAAUGAAGUGUCUGUUCUGUUUCUUUGUGCAAAUGCUGCAGCUGGAGAAGAAAAAGGAGACCUUUCUAGAAGCAGCGGACAAGUUGUAGUACAGCAAUCAGAUCUAGCAUGGACCUCUUGACAACAGAGAUCCCGUUGGGCAGCUGAAAUGGCUCCUGGUUUGCAUCACAAAGGUAAGCAGCAAAAGUGGACUCCUGGUGUGAGUGGUGUGUGGCUGAACACACCCAUGGAACAGUCUGCACAGGUACACAAGAAGGUGUUCUCCUACACCAAAUAUCACAUGCCAUUUUUUCAUCACAUCCACAACUCUCAACAAACAAACAAGGACAAACUCUGGCCCUAAGAAACCCAUUUAAUCUUUCAGACCAGGCUUUGCCAAUUUCACCAACGUUAAUGACCUUGCAAAGAAGAAAGUAAGAUUCAGAAGUUUCCCCAGGAGCUAGAAGCAGGCGAAGGGGGAUCACUGGUGCAAUUGGACACUGUUGUAGAUUGAAGCACGUGGUCAGAUGUGUAACAUUCACUUGAGAAGACCAAGUUAAAAAAGGAUUGAUGUGCUUUAAGGACGCCACACUUAGAGGAAACAUAAAGCAGAGGCCAGAGCACCCGUUCUCAUUAGAUCUCUGCUGACAUUUUCUGCACGAGCAUGGAUUUGAGACCGAAGCAGCACCUGAAAUCACCAGCACUGAUCCCAUAUCAGAUGUGGACAUAAUUAGGGGUAUACCCUAUGGAAACAACACGGUGGAUGUUCUGCAGUUGUGUCAUCUUCUUUUAGCUCUAAGGUGUUGAUUGGAAAAGCGCAUGAGCUUUUAUUCAUCAAUAAGAAUAGGGAACAAAAAAAACCCAACUCACUUGCAGUUAAAAACGUGGAGAUCUGCCGAGGCCCAGACCUCAAAGCGGACGGCUCCGCAGUGACAGCCUCCCGUGUGUUUGACCAAACUUCUGCAUUCACUGCAGAGAAAAACAACAGAGAGGAUUUGUCAUCACACUUCUUUUUUUUUUCCUUUUCCCCCAAGCAAACUGUAAGACUACAUACAACAUUAUUCAAUUCUGCUUUGAGCAAUCGCAGAACUUGAGAAAAUGUAUCCACUCAAAUGUAUUUUUUUAAUAAAAUACGCCAAAGUGAGGUAGAGAA